Molecule: messenger RNA, 2016 nt
Organism: Linum tenue
Lineage: Eukaryota; Viridiplantae; Streptophyta; Magnoliopsida; Malpighiales; Linaceae
Source: the annotation of a GenBank genome assembly
CAUGCUCAGAAUCAAGGCUUCGCGGCUCUGACCUUUCCCCCACCGUCUCCCUUUCCAUUUUCUCCUCUCCUCGUCUCUCUCUGUGCCCCCAAAAGGGAAACCCUACUUGCCGUUCGGUAUCAAGCCUUUCCGUAUUCCUCUCGAUUCCCUCCGGUCAAAGACCCGCCGUCCAUCGGCUCCUAACAGAGAUCGAAGCUAUGAUGUUGGGCGUUCUCAAGAGGAGAGUCUCUUCUGGUGCUGCAUCUUCUUCGAUAUUGAAGCAGUCUUUGCAGAACGUUCGAGCUGCAGCAUCUACGCCUAGAGCCGCUUCUGUCGCUGAGGCAGAGGUUUUGCUUGCUCCAAGAGGCAUUGGACAUGUCCGGAAUUAUAGUCGCCUUGUUUUACAGGUUCUACAGUUAGUUUGACGCCCAAAAGGGAUGUUUUUGCAACCAUAGACCUAAUGGGCACUAAGCAAAUUUGGAGCAAGGGCUUUUCGUCUGAUAGUGCGGAUUUGGUUGAGGCUGUUGUACCUUUCAUGGGUGAAUCUAUUACUGAUGGCACUCUCGCUACAUUCUUGAAGAAACCUGGUGAUAGGGUGGAAGUUGAUGAACCCAUUGCACAAAUCGAGACAGAUAAGGUGACAAUUGAUGUUGCUAGUCCGGAAGCAGGUGUGAUAAAAGAGUUUGUUGCGAAAGAAGGAGAUACCGUGGAGCCAGGAACCAAGGUUGCUAUCAUUUCAAAGUCUGGUGAAGCGGCUCAUGUUGCUCCAUCUGAAAAAAUACCUGAGAAAGCUGCUCCAAAGCCAUCUGAAAAGAAAGAAGAGGUAAAGCAGACACCUAAACCUGAGGUUGCUGCAGAGAAGCCCAAGAAAUCAACUGCAGCUGCAUCAACUCCUAAACAAACUGCUUCAGAACCUCAGCUUCCCCCCAAGGACAGAGAAAGACGUGUAAGUUGUUUGCCUUGUCAGGUUCCAAUGACUAGGCUUCGCAAAAGAGUUGCGACCCGAUUGAAGGACUCGCAAAAUACUUUUGCCUUGCUGACAACAUUCAAUGAAGUUGAUAUGACUAAUUUGAUGAAGCUUCGCUCCGAGUACAAGGAUGCUUUUUAUGAAAAGCAUGGUGUGAAGUUGGGGCUUAUGUCUGGGUUCAUCAAGGCUGCAGUCUCCGCACUCCAGCAUCAGCCUGUUGUAAAUGCAGUCAUCGAUGGGGAUGAUAUCAUAUAUAGGGAUUACGUAGACAUUAGUAUAGCUGUUGGGACUCCAAAGGGUCUUGUUGUGCCAGUAAUUCGCAAUGCCGACAGGAUGAAUUUUGCUGAUAUUGAGAAGGAGAUUAAUACCCUUGCAAAGAAAGCAAAUGAUGGAACCAUUUCAAUUGAUGAGAUGGCAGGAGGUUCAUUUACCAUAUCGAAUGGUGGUGUUUAUGGAAGCCUUUUGAGUACUCCCAUCAUCAACCCUCCUCAGUCUGCAAUAUUGGGGAUGCACUCGAUUGUGAGCCGCCCAAUGGUUGUUGGAGGCAAUGUUCUCCCAAGGCCGAUGAUGUACGUUGCUCUCACCUAUGACCAUAGGCUGAUUGACGGGAGAGAGGCUGUGUUCUUCUUGCGCCGCAUCAAGGAUGUGGUGGAGGAUCCUCGCAGGCUGCUUCUUGACGUCUAAGGAGGACUAAAGCUAGAGAGAGAGGAGGUGUUAAAGAACUGGUGAAUUCUCUUCUUCCAUGCCCUAUAAUGUAUGGGUUUCGUUUGACAAGAAAGAAUAAACAGCACUUCCUUGAGACCUGCGCAAAGUUUUGUAGGGUUCUGUUGGUUGGCCCAUAUAAAAAUUGAGUUUUUUCCCAGUACAGUAGCGGCUUUUGCUAUGACUUGGUCUUUGAUCAAAGAACAGUCAGGUUUGUAGUCAUUCAAUAUUUUUUCCUGUUGGCUUAUGCUUAUACGAUGGAUAUUUAACUCCGUGAAGCCGCAAGUUGGUAAACAUUUGCAAGUGAGCAUUUUUGCUGUUCUGAUAUUUUGCUGAUAAGGUGUUACUGUUGACUAUGGGAUAGAACA